Messenger RNA from Periconia digitata, 436 nucleotides. The record is from the annotation of a GenBank genome assembly. Lineage: Eukaryota; Fungi; Ascomycota; Dothideomycetes; Pleosporales; Periconiaceae.
CGCCCGCUGCGCCGCGAGUUGGCUCGACGAACAUAUAAACCACAUCAUCGUCCCACUGAGAUAGCCUCCAAACUACAACUUCACUCUUCCAUCACGAGAAAAAAUGCAGUUCAGCAAGCCGUCCCUCUUUCUCUCCUUGACCUCCAUUUGGUCUCUUGCUACUGCUGCCCCCAAGUUGCGCUGGCCUACACCCUGCGGUACCAUCAACUACGUCAGCAACGAGCAUGGUGUGCUACCACUACUGGUGUAUAGGGAUAACUUCUGUCACUCAGUCGUUCCCGAACACGUAUACCUUGCACAGUGGAACUUCAGCCAAGAUUGCACCUGUACCUUCUAUGCCGAUCCUGAUUGUAAUCCGCAGGGCACUUCAGAAGUGAGAACGGGACCAGGCGAAGGAACGUUUAGUGGAAUUAGGCUUGCAUUCAAGUGUCACUAG